UGCUAUUGUCAGAUCCGGGCUCACGACAUUCUGAGAGUGCCCUCCGAACCACCUACUUACUGUCCAGCCUUCACAAGAGGCAGACUUCUCCGAGGACGGAAAACAAUACGCUCAUACACCACCGAUUAGAUUAGACCAUCCACGCGUUCGUGCUCCUGGCGAGCACCGCUCUCCGCUCUCUUUCUAUAUACGUCUCCUCCCUCACUUUGCCUCAAUCCAACCAUGGCGGCGAAGGCUAUGAUCCCGUUCCUGGUGGGCAUGAUGUUGCUCACCGGCGUGUGCAACACGCUCUUGACCAAAUACCAGGACAACCAAUGUGUUCGAAACUGCGACGACCCCGACCCGAAGAAGCGCGCGCAUUUCGAGCAGCCGGUCCUGCAAACGGCGCAAAUGUUUGUCGGUGAAUCGGGCUGCUGGAUUGUCGUCGGCUUCAUGUCUCUAUACCAAAGCUAUGCCAAUAAGCACAAGCGCGAUGGCUACCAGGCUGUCAGCACCCGCGACCCCUCGGCAGCACGCGACAACGACGAUGACGCGGCCAGCAUCACAUCCCAGGACACCCUCAUUACGCGUGAAAGAAGAUCUGGAGCUCCUGAUGGUCUGCUCAGCGGCUUCGGCAUCCUGCUGCUAGCGCUUCCUGCCAUCUGCGAUAUCCUCGGCACCACCCUGAUGAACGCUGGCCUUCUCAUGGUUGCUGCUUCGAUCUACCAGAUGACUCGUGGCGCGCUCGUUCUUUUCGUUGGUCUCUUCAGCGUCAUCUUCCUGAAGCGCAAGCUGCACUUGUUCCACUGGGUAUCCUUGUUUGGCGUCGUGCUCGGGGUCGCGGUGGUCGGCCUUGCUGGCUACCUCUACCCUGAUGUCAAGGCUCAAGCGAAUGCUCUCGUUGCUGAUGCGGCGGAUCCCGGUGCCGAUGCACUCAGGGCCGCUUUUGGUGUUGUGCUCAUUGCUGGCGCCCAGAUCUUUACUGCUACUCAGUUUGUCCUAGAGGAGUUCCUGCUCGAGCGGUCCAACAUCGACCCCCUCCAGGUUGUGGGAUGGGAGGGCCUUUUUGGCCUAGCCACGACCCUGACUGGCAUGCUUGUGCUUCAUUUCGCCAUUGGCAGGACAGAUGCUGGACGCUAUGGACCCUUUGAUAUGGUUGAAGGUCUCCGCCAAAUGACUGACAACAAGGUCGUUCUCGUGUCUAGCUUGCUCAUCAUGGUCAGCAUUGGGGGCUUCAACUUUUUUGGUCUGUCCGUCACGCGCAGCGUCAGCGCCACAUCUCGUUCCACAAUUGACACGUGCCGAACCCUAUUCAUCUGGAUCGUAUCCCUCGGCCUCGGGUGGGAGACAUUCAAAUGGCUCCAGGUCCUUGGUUUCGUUCUCCUCGUCUACUUCACCUUCUUGUUUAACGGCAUUGUCCAGCCUCCCUUCGAGUUCCUCCGCCCCCGCGAGGAGCCCGAGGCCCUUCUCCCGCAGGAACCCAUCGAGCACAACUAGAUACUAAAUCAGGCAAGCAAGGCGGAACAAGCAUUUGUACGCACUGUUACUUAUGGAGAGCUUCUGACAAGUGCAAUGGUGUGGCCGGGUGACCAAGCAUACCGAGCCAAGGUCUUGAAGCACUUCGGGUAUUUUCAUUGGCAUGACUGCGGAGUUUGGGAGUUUUCGUCUUCUUUUUAUAGCUUACGCCGCCGGCAAUUUCCUGAUUGUAUUCUCUUCAGCGGCC
Messenger RNA from Microdochium trichocladiopsis, 1702 nucleotides. Its product is annotated as integral membrane protein-like protein. The transcript is spliced from 3 exons. Gene Ontology annotation, cellular component: intracellular membrane-bounded organelle; Golgi membrane. NCBI's taxonomy places the organism in Eukaryota, Fungi, Ascomycota, Sordariomycetes, Xylariales, Microdochiaceae. The record is from RefSeq and is a predicted model, not a curated record. Gene Ontology annotation, biological process: pyrimidine nucleotide-sugar transmembrane transport. Bases 223 to 1476 code for a protein of 417 amino acids. Gene Ontology annotation, molecular function: pyrimidine nucleotide-sugar transmembrane transporter activity.